CCAGGUAAGACAGGUUGCGGGGCGCGGCAGGAGGCUGUUUGGAAUGCGGGGAGGGCAUUCGCAGUCGCCGCUUCUACGCUCUCGCUCAGUCCAUCUCAAGACCGUAGCCGACUCGUCGGUCCGCGUUGUUUCGCUGUUUCGCCGCCUCAACAAGUGACUGAUAACCGACGGCGUGGCGGAGCGCCGCCGCGACGACGACGUGCCGGUGGCAGUGUCAGUGCGCGAGUGCGCGGUGGAUACGUCCGCGAUCGGCUUCUUCUGCUGCCCCAGGAUGCGCGGGAUCCCACGAUGACGCCGAAGACGCUCUUCCUGCUCCUCCUGCUGGCGUGCUGUCGGGCGGAGCACGCGCGCGACCUGGAGGUCUCCGAGGGCGCGCCCGUCGGCACCAGGAUCGGCUUCAUCGGGGACGGCGCCUCCGACAGCGGCCCGCCCUACCUCAUCGUGCCGGUGGGCAGCGCUGUCGACACGGACCUGGCGAUCGACCAGACGACGGGGGAGAUCCGCACCAAAGUGCCCCUGGACCGCGAAACGCGAUCGACUUACUCGCUGGUGGCGAUCCCGAUUAGCGGUGACAAUGUGAAAGUGGUGGUUAAAGUGCUGGAUGAGAACGACAACGCGCCCACGUUUCCCAUGCCGGUGAUGUCGAUCGAGUUCCCGGAGAACACGCCCAGGGACGUGAAGAGAACGCUGCACCCGGCGAGGGACCUGGACCUAGAUAUCUUCAACACGCAGAGAUACAACAUCGUGGCGGGGAACAUCAACAACACCUUUCGCUUAUCCUCACACAGGGAGCGCGACGGAGUCUUGUAUCUAGAUCUCCAGAUCAACGGGUUUCUAGACAGGGAGACCACCCCAUCAUACAGCCUCGUUAUAGAGGCACUAGACGGUGGAACCCCUCCGCUUCGAGGCGAAAUGACCGUAAACAUAACGAUCCAGGACGUCAACGACAACCAACCCAUCUUCAACCAAAGUCGCUACAUAGCAAUAGUACCGGAGAACGCCACGGUGGGUACCACGGUCCUUCAAGUCUUCGCCACAGACAAAGAUUCAGGAGAAAACGGCCAAAUCGAGUACUCAAUCAAUCGUAGGCAAAGCGAUCGAGACACCAUGUUCCGCAUAGACCCAACCACGGGUCUCAUCGUCGUUAACAAACCCUUGGAUUUUGAGACAAAAGAGCGCCACGAGCUGGUCAUAGUCGCCAAAGACCACGGUUUGCAACCCCUGGAAACCACCGCGUUCGUCUCCAUCAAGGUAACCGAUGUCAACGACAACCAGCCCACCAUCAACGUGAUCUUCCUCAGCGACGACGCUACUCCAAAGAUUAGCGAGUCUGCACAGCCGGGAGAAUUCGUGGCACGGAUCUCCGUCAAUGAUCCUGACUCCAAAACCGAGUACUCUAAUAUCAACGUGACCCUCAGUGGUGGCGAAGGUCACUUCGGGUUGACCACGAGGGACAACAUCAUCUACUUGGUGAUCGUUUCUCUCCCCUUGGAUCGCGAACUGCAACCUAACUACACCCUCAAUGUCGUGGCCACCGACCGCGGGAACCCUCCUCUGCACGCGUCGCGCACCAUCAACCUCAUGGUGACCGACAUCAACGACAACGCUCCGGAGUUCGAGCGGGAGGUGUACGAAGCCAACGUCAUGGAGGUGUCGGACCCCGGGACGUCGGUUAUCCAGGUGCUGGCGACCGAUAAGGACGAAGGCAACAACAGUGCGAUCACGUACUCCCUGCUGGAGAGCGCCGAGACGCACUCGUCGUGGUUCCAGAUCGAUGCAAGAAGUGGUUUGGUGACGACGCGCGCUCAUGUUGAUUGUGAAACCGAUCCCAUGCCGCGAUUGACCGUGCUCGCAACGGAUAACGGGUUUCCGCCGCUAUCGUCUUCGGCGACAGUGCUAGUGACCAUCCACGAUGUUAACGACAACGAGCCCAUCUUCGACCAGAGCUUCUACAACGUUUCGGUCGCGGAGAACGAGGCCGAGGGACGAUGCAUUCUCAAGGUUUCGGCGACCGAUCCCGACUGCGGUGUCAACGCCAUGGUCAACUACACGCUGGGCGACGGCUUCGCCAAGCUCAAGGAGUUCGAGGUGCGCUCCGGCACGGGAGAGGUCUGCAUCACCUCCAGCUUGGACUACGAGACCAGGAAUGUGUACGAGUUUCCGGUCAUCGCCACCGACCGAGGGGGCCUGAGCACCACCGCCAUGGUAAAAAUACAAGUGACGGACGUCAACGACAACCGCCCCACGUUCUACCCUCGCGUCUACAACGUCUCCCUGCGAGAGGGAGGGGCGUCGUCGUCUGCGACGACGCCGGUGGUGGUGGUGGCCACCACCGACCCCGACUCCGGGCGCUACGGGACGGUCACUUACAAGAUCGUGGCCGGGAACGACGCCGGACUUUUCCGGAUCGAUAAGAACACGGGGGAGAUCUUCGUCAGUCGGCCCAAUUUGCUCUCCACAAGGAGCCAACCGUACCAUCGUCUCAACAUAAGUGCUACCGACGGCGGAAAUCUCAAAUCGUUAACGGAUGCCGAAGUGUUCAUCAGCGUUAUUGAUUCAGCGCAGCGACCGCCCAUUUUCGAGCACCCCAGAUACACCUACUCGGUGAAAGAGGACGUGAAGAAGGAUACCGUCGUCGGGAAUGUGAAGGCUACCGUCCGGGAUUCCGGUGACUACAAGAACGUCCGCUACUCCAUCUACUCCGGGGACCCGGAGGGCUUCUUCCGCAUCGACUCCUCCACCGGGGUGAUCAAGACAGCCGCCCCCUUGGACCACGAGACCCGCAGCAACGUCCUCCUGAACAUUCAGGCCACCAACGGGGAUCCUCCCGUGUACGGACACACUCAGGUCAACAUUGAGAUCCAAGAUGUCAACGAUAACGCCCCGGAAUUCGAGUCGAACGUGGUCCGGAUUUCCGUUCCGGAGAACGUGGAUACGGGAAUCGCCCUUUACGCCGCCCACGCCCGCGACAAAGACUCCGGUGCUAACGGCGUCGUGCGUUACAAGAUCGUCAACAACGGCGCUACCGGGGGUCUGUUCAAUGUUGACCCUAAGCUGGGUCACUUGACUCUGACAAGACAUUUAGAUUACGAAACGACCCAGCGGCACAGCUUGAUUAUAACAGCGACCGACACUGGAAUUCCACCAUUAUCUGCCAACUUGACGGUGCUGGUUGAGGUGCAAGACGUGAACGACAAUCCUCCGGUUUUCGAAAGGAACGAGUAUAGCAAAACGGUCGAGGAAUCAAGGGCGGUGAAUUCGCAGGUGUUGCAAGUGACGGCGGUGGAUCUAGACACGGGGAACAAUGCAAGGUUGACGUAUAGGUUAUUGACGGGGAAUAACACGGGGGAAGUGUUUGGGAUCUUCCCGAAUAGCGGGUGGUUGUAUUUGAAGGGGAGUCUGGACAGGGAGAGUCGGGAUAGGUAUGAACUCACGGUGAGUGCGACGGAUAAUGGCACGCCGUCACAGAGUGCCACUGCUAGGGUAGUGAUCCUGGUUAGUGACACCAAUGAUAACGAUCCGAGAUUCGUGAAGGAUAUGUAUGAGUUCAACGUGGAAGAGAACCAGAGGAGAGGGAGCGUCGUGGGGAUGAUCGCGGCGACGGAUGAAGAUAUCGGUGAUAAUGCGGUCAUCAGAUAUAAUCUCAUCCCUGGGAAUACCAGCUUCCAGAUCAAUCCCUCCAGUGGCGAGAUUACGACCAAACAACCCCUCGACCGAGAGCAGAAAGAGAUUUACGACCUGGUGGCCGAAGCCCGGGAUCAAGGCAGCCCGUCCAGAAGCAGCAGGGUGGCCCUCAAAAUUCACGUGUUGGACGUGAACGAUAACGCUCCGGAAAUAAUCGACCCUCAAGAGGAUGUGGUUAGCGUGCGCGAAGAACAACCGGCGGGAACGGAAGUGGUGAGGGUGCGAGCCGUGGACCCGGACAACGGCGAAAACGCGUCCCUCACCUACUCGAUCUUGAAGGGGAGAGACUCGGACGGUCAUGGCGUCUUUAACAUCGACCCCCUGACGGGAGUCAUUCGGACGAGAAUGAUGCUGGACCACGAGGAGCGAGCGAUAUAUAGACUGACGGUGGCAGCUAGCGACGACGGAAAACCCCCUAAACAGACCGUGAGAAUGUUGAGGGUUGAAGUGCUGGACCUCAACGAUAACAGACCCACCUUCACGAGUUCGAGUUUGGUCUUCAGAGUUCGAGAAGACGUCAAAAUUGGGUACGUCGUGGGUUCAGUGGCCGCUUCCGAAACGGCAGACCAAGAAAAUAUAAUCAGUGGAAGUACCGGAGGGCAUAUAACGUAUACACUCACGUCUUUGAUGCCCGAAAAUGUGAUCGAUGCUUUCGACAUUGACCGCAGCACGGGUUCUCUAGUCGUGGCACGGGAGCUAGACCGCGAGCGAGAGUCCGAAUAUCGUCUGGAAGUUAGGGCGUUGGACACGAGCGCCAUGAAUAACCCUCAGAGUAGUGCCAUAACGGUGAGGAUCGACAUUGCCGACACCAACGACAAUGCUCCUCGUUGGCCUGAAGAAUUAGUGACAAUAUCGUUGAGCGAAAAUACCGACAUUGGUACAUCCGUUCACAACUUCACGGCUUCUGACAUGGACAGCGGCAGCAACGGUGAACUUCGCUACCAUCUCGUGCAUCAAUACCCGACCAACAACACCUUCACUAUAGAUUUCCUAACCGGAACGUUGAUUCUCUCCAAUAGCCUCGAUUACGAAUCAAUAGAAGAAUAUACCAUUAUUGUAGCAGCCACCGAUCAGUCCGUCAAUGUUUCGGAACGAAAAACUACCUCAGUCACUGCUAGAGUCAUCGUUACCGAUUACAACGACAACUCUCCCAGAUUCGUCGUUCCGGUACCUCCGACGGCCUUUAUCAGUGAAGCUACCAUCGUAGGAAUGAAAGUCACCCAUCUGGUGGCCGUAGAUAGUGAUAGUGGUGACAACGGUCGAGUGACUUAUGUGAUUUCAAGCGGAAACGAAGGUAGUGUUUUCGCGUUGGGUUAUGACACGGGCGUUUUGACCUUAGCCAAACCUCUUCCUGACGCACAAAGAACUUACAUUCUAAAUGUAACAGCCACUGAUCAUGGAACACCCACGCGUCAUGCCGAUAUUGAGUUAAAAUUGGCGGUGCAAGGAUCCGAAGCGAACCCUCCCAGGUUCUUCAACUCUUUGUACAGAGCGAGUGUCCCGGAAGAUGCGCCUAUAGGGACGUUUGUGACUAAAGUUACCACCAAAUCCGGAGUGGCCGAACACGGCAACAACAUUUCCUUCUACAUCCCGAGAGAGGUCGCCGACGGAGCCUUCCAAAUCGACCCUGUAUCAGCACGAAUCACGACUAGCAAAGCCCUGGAUCGCGAAACGCGGGACUCCUACACUAUUCCCGUCUACGUCACAGACACCACCUCACCCGGAAAGACGCUCUCCGACGUUUCGACUCUCAUCAUCAAGAUCACCGACGUCAACGAUCACGCGCCGGAGUUUAAAGCGGGCUCGUGUUACCGACUCUACGUGCCCGAAAACAACGAAGUGGCUGUGAUACACACGGUAGUGGCGAAAGAUUUAGACGAAGGAAACAAUGGAGAGAUUGCGUAUAGUAUCACGGGAGGUAAUUUAGGGAACAAGUUUAGCAUCAACAUGAGAACGGGUGAAUUGACAGCGCGACCUUUGGAUCGCGAAACACAUUCGAGAUAUCAUUUAACCAUCACGGCCCAAGAUCGAGGCAAGCCUUCCUUGAUGGGUCUUUGUAAUAUCACGGUGAUGGUCGAAGACCUGAACGAUAAUGAUCCGAAGUUUGACCUUUCGAAGUAUUCGACGGCGAUUCCUGAAGAUGUACCCGCAGACACUUCUAUACUGAAAGUGCACGCGUCUGACGCUGAUAUGGGUGUUAAUGCUAGGAUUAUUUAUUCGUUGGCGAACGAGAGUCAGUGGUUAUUUCGAAUCGACAACAAGACUGGAGUUAUUACGACCGCAGGGUUCUUCGACAGAGAGUUGCAGUCCGUUUAUAAUUUUUUAGUGGUGGCUACUGACAGCGGCAAGUACAAUGCCCGCUCUCAGAAAGUACCAGUUACGGUACGAAUCGACGACAUCAAUGACAAUAAGCCGAUUUUCACGGAAUAUCCGUUUAGAGAAAGAGUUGCGGCUUAUAAGCAACCCGGACAGACGAUUCUCAAGAUUACGGCAAAAGACGCAGAUCAAGGUACUAAUUCGGAAAUCGUCUACAGUCUGGUCAAUGAUGGUUCAUAUUCAAAAUUUCGCAUCAAUCCGAAUACCGGAAUCUUAACAGCCACACAAAGCCUAGCAAGCGAGAAUGGCAAAGUCGUCCAUAUUAACAUUCUCGCAACCGAUAAAGGCAACCCUCCUCGAAGUUCCACCGGACUUGUUGAAAUCAUCGUCGGCGACAUUCUCGAAGGUGCCCCCCAACUCCGUUUUCAAAACUCUUCAUACUUGGUCAACAUCCCCGAGCACACCGAAAAAUUCAAAGACAUCCUCCGAGUAUCAGCGGUUCGCACCGAUGGACGCCGCCAACGCAUCCUCUACUCCUUCGGUACCGGUAACGAAGACAACAUUUUCAGAAUAGAUCAAGAAAGUGGCGUCAUCCAAGUCCGUGAUCCGAAAUACCUCGACUACGAGUUGCACAAAGAGAUCAAAAUGGUAGUGGAAGCCAAAACCGAAGGAGGUCCUGCUUUGCACGGCUACUGCGAGGUUAUAAUUCAAUUGACCGACAUCAACGACAACGCCCCCAAAUUUACCCAACAACAGUACUCAGCGUCGGUUUGGGAAGGUAACAAAAAAGGAGCGUUUGUUCUUCAAGUCGUGGCUUUCGACGACGACCAAGGUCCCAAUUCUCGCAUUCUCUAUCACAUCGUCGACGGCAAUCACGAUAACGCGUUCAAAAUUGAACCGGCUUUUAGUGGUAUUUUAAAGACCAAUAUAGUCUUGGAUCGCGAGAUUAGAGAUAACUAUAAACUCACCGUUAUCGCAACGGAUGAGGGAGUGCCGCAGAUGACCGGGACGGCAAGAAUAGUCAUUAAUAUUGUGGAUGUGAAUGAUAAUCAACCGACUUUUCCGCCACGGAGCAUCAUCAACGUGAGUGAGGCGACGGAAAUAGGGACCGUUUUGACGACCAUGACGGCCAACGACGUUGACACGAACCCCGCGUUAACGUAUAGUUUUUCGACGGACAACAGUAGGGAGGAUUUGGAGUUUUUUAGUAUUGAUCGGUUUAGUGGGAAAGUUAUUUUGAAGAAGAAGCUCGAUUUUGAGAGUUGGCAGGAAUAUAAGUUGAAAAUUGAAGCUUCUGAUACGGCACAUACGGCCAAAACUACGCUUACGAUUAAAGUUACCGACGUGAACGACAAUUCGCCUGCGUUUUCUCAAUUGGUUUAUCAAGCCAACUUGCCAGAUGGUCACUCACCAGAACUCACCGAUAUACUGACCGUCAACUCUACUGAUGGCGAUUCCGGUGACAACGCACGAGUCGAGUACUUACUCUUCAACCCCAUUCCGAGCUUUUCAAUCGGGCGUACCGACGGAGUUCUACGAGCCAAUCUUUCCAAUAUCACUUCAGUAGUGAACGACAUACAGCUCACGGUGCAAGCGAUCGACUUGGGUAAACCCCCUAGAAAGUCAGUGGCUUCCAUCCGCAUCAAAGUCAACAGUAGAUCCGGGCAUUCUUCGUCUAACAAUAAAAGAGACUACAAGAUCCAAAUUCCUGAAGACAUUCCAAAAGGUACGACCAUACUGCACUUGGCGAAACCCACAGGAGUUCAGAAACAAGGGACGAACUUCUACAUAACUGAAGGCAACGACGACGGCUCUUUCGAAGUGUCAAACCCAUCUGGUGCUUUGGUCGUCGUGAAGAACAUGGAUCGUGAACUGCAAGAUGUUUAUAACCUCAAAAUCACAAUCGGAGAUAUGACUUUUACUUCCAACUAUUCGAUGAUAGCUGUGGUGGUUAGAAUCGACGAUACGAAUGACAAUGCGCCAGUAUUUAAACAAGCCGAUUAUGAACUUACGAUUAGUGAAGGUACUCCCGUGGGUACUUCGAUUAAGAAAAUUAUAGCAACCGAUGCUGAUUCUACGGGUCCUAAUUCAGAAAUAACGUACGACAUUACCUCAGGGAACGACGAGGGCUUGUUCAAACUGGACAUAGUUUCGGGAGUACUUUCCGUGAACAAGACUUUGGAUUUCGAUAGUGGCAACACCGAAUACAACCUCGUAUUGCGCGCGUGUGACCGAGGUCCCAGUCCUUUGUGUACCCUGAACACGUUCCUUGUGGGUCUCCAAGAUGAAAACGACAACGAACCGAAGUUCCCCGUUCCUGAGUACUUGGAGUUUGUUGGAGAAAAUGAACCCGUUGGUACUGCCAUUUUCACAGCUCAUGCUACCGAUUUAGAUAAGGGUGCUUUUGGUACGCUGAACUACUCGAUCGUAAGCGCUAGUUCUUCGAAUUACCCGGGGAUUGACGAUUCCUGGCGUUUGUUCCACAUUGAUUCCUCGACGGGUUUAGUUACCACAAACUCCAUCUUCGACUACGAACAACACAGUCGCUAUAUUUUCAUGGUGAGGGCUACUGAUGUCGGAGGGAAAUCUUCUACGGUUAAAGUGAGGGUGGAAAUUGAGAGUAAAGACGAAUUUCACCCUCAGUUUACGGAACGAACUUAUAAAUUUAUCUUGGCGACUUCGGUACCACUGCCUGUGGGGUACGUAGUGGGACAUGUGACCGCCACUGAUAGAGACAAGGGGCCUGAUGGUCGUGUGGUGUACCAACUCACCACUCAACACUCCUAUUUCAAAAUAAAUAGAACCACUGGAGCUGUGAUGAUUAAAAAGAAGUUUGAGAAUUCGGAAGGAUUGGACUCCGGGAGGGAGAUCAGUUUAGUGGUGACGGCGAGCUCUGGACGCCAAGGAUCACUAACGAAUAUGACGGUAGUGGAAAUUACUCUAGACCCACUGGCGGAUCCUGGUACCAACUUGGCCAUCAAUCGAGAAAACAAUACCACAGUGGCCGCCGCAAACGGAGGAAUAGCAGAUUGGGCCCUCGGUCUUCUAAUAGCGUUGAUCCUUCUCCUCAUAACUUUCGGUGCUGUGUUCGUAUUCCUUCAUAUGCGUAACAAACGUAACAAGAAAAUUAAUAAACCAAACUUGAACAGUGAAAGUGUAAGUACUUCGAACAACUACGUGGACCCUAGUGCUUUCGAUACGAUUCCGAUCCGUGGUAGCGGUGGUGUAGUGACUAGUAGCGCUAACCAGUUCGCACCGCCGAAAUACGACGAAAUACCUCCAUACGGUCCUGGACAUGCUGCUAGUUCCAACUCCGGAGCUGCCACCACGUCUGAACUCUCAGGUUCCGAACAAUCCGGGUCGAGCGGACGCGGGUCCGCCGAAGACGGUGAAGACGGCGAAGACGAAGAAAUUCGCAUGAUUAACGAAGGACCUCUUCAGAGAGACUCCGGGAUUCACAGGCAGAACGACGACGACGACAACCUGUCGGACGUUUCGGUUCGAAACACCCAGGAGUACCUCGCCCGGUUAGGGAUCAACAGCGGAGGCGGCGUUCCUCAAGCCGCCUCCCGCCUCUGUUCGGACCCCCGCGCCGGCAGCAGCAAAGAGUCCAUCCACCACCACCAGGGCGUGCCUUUAGACAGCCUGCACAUCUUCGACGAGGAAGGCAACAACGAAAACGACAUGACCCUGAUUUACGCGAAGCUUAACGACGUGGCAGGCAGUGACCGGGCGAGCUCCACGGACGAAGGGGGCGGCGUGAACCCCUCCACGUUGGAGCACGUGAUGGCGAUCGGUGGGUACGGGGAGGUGCCGGCGGUGACGCACCAACCCUCCAUGAACGGUUCGUUGAGUUCGAUAGUGCACAGCGAGGAGGAGUUGGCCGGUAGUUACAAUUGGGACUAUUUGCUCGACUGGGGGCCGCAGUACCAGCCCCUGGCUCACGUGUUCUCCGAGAUUGCAAGACUGAAAGACGACACGGCGUCGGUGAAGAGCGGGGCCAGCGGUAACUCGAGCGUGAAAAGCAAGAGUUCGGCGCCGGCCAAGAGCAUCCCGCCGCCGCUGAUCACGAGCGUGGCCCCGAGGUCCAUAGCGAUGCCCGUCUUGAACUCGAGGGGCGGUUCUAGUCAUCACGCGGGGACUCACAACCAGAUGAUGAUGUUGCCGAGAUCGCCGAUCAACCACGACGCUUCGGGGGCUACGUUCAGCACGUCGACGGCGAUGUCGCCGAGUUUCUCUCCGAGUCUGUCGCCGCUGGCGACGAAAUCGCCGUCGAUUUCGCCGCUGGUUACGCCCGGUUUGCCGACGAGUCACCAUGUGAUGGGGCGGCAGCCGCCGCAGAGCAGGACGAAGACGGUGGUGGAUACGGAGAUGAGGAUUUAAGUGUUCAGGACUUUUAUUAGGGACUUUUUUAAAUCGAUUGUACUAUAAUUUCGUGUAUAUAAUUUAUUAGAAAUGCUCACUAGGUAGUGUUUUCUCUGCCUGCCAUUUUUAGCCAUAAAGACUAACUUUCUCUGUAAGCUUUUAAAUGUUUUGUAUAAAAUUUUUAAAUUAUUGUAGAUAUGUAACUAUUCCAAGUUUUGUAAUUAUAAAUAGCGAGGAAUCUAAAUUAUUUCGAUUUGAAUGUUGUUAACCAAAUUUAUACAAAUGUGUUUGUUGUGUCGUUGAAUGUGAACGCGUUGAAGAUGAAUGUUUAGUUGUAGGACUAAAUAAUUGUGUCAUAAGUGUUGCUGUAUAAAAAUGUACAAACAAAAUAA
Messenger RNA from Zophobas morio, 10757 nucleotides. It is a transcript of the gene ds, whose product is annotated as dachsous. The transcript is spliced from 10 exons. The coding region runs from base 289 to 10383 and encodes 3364 amino acids. NCBI's taxonomy places the organism in Eukaryota, Metazoa, Arthropoda, Insecta, Coleoptera, Tenebrionidae. Gene Ontology annotation, biological process: homophilic cell-cell adhesion. Gene Ontology annotation, molecular function: calcium ion binding; cadherin binding. Gene Ontology annotation, cellular component: plasma membrane; catenin complex. The record is from RefSeq and is a predicted model, not a curated record.